Molecule: messenger RNA, 2244 nt
Organism: Colletotrichum spaethianum
Lineage: Eukaryota; Fungi; Ascomycota; Sordariomycetes; Glomerellales; Glomerellaceae
Product: H(+)/Cl(-) exchange transporter 4
Exons: 2
Coding region: 1-2244 (747 amino acids)
Biological process (GO): transmembrane transport; chloride transport
Cellular component (GO): early endosome; Golgi apparatus; membrane
Molecular function (GO): voltage-gated chloride channel activity
Source: RefSeq, a predicted model, not a curated record
AUGGCCUCCGAUAACACGCCGCCAAACGAGACGAGCCCCCUCCUCCCGGUAUCGACAAGCGGAAUCUCCAUCCCGGUCCUCUUCCGCUCGGCCUCGGCCUUCUCCCUCUCCAAAGCAGACCAGGCGCUCGGCCAAUCGCCGCCCCUGGGCGAUCGCCUGCCCUAUAACGAUUAUACCACCAUCGACUGGCUCCGGGAUCUCACUAAAGAUUCCUCUCGCGCCCGUCGUCUCUAUGCACGUCCUGGUAUCCGCGGGCAGCUGUCGCGCUGGUUCGAUCAAAGCCAGGGAUGGAUUGCGGCAGCCAUUAUAGGGGCACUGACGGCCCUCGUGGCCUUCGUGGUUGACGUAUCUGUGGCGACCGUGAGUGAUUGGAAGGAAGGGUAUUGCAAGAAAAAUGCGUUUCUCGAUCGCGGGCGGUGUUGUUGGGAUGUCGCUGAAACCGACGUAUGCGAUGCAUGGAAUCCCUGGGUCGAUGAGAGACAAGAGGGCGGGUACUUCGCCAGUUACGCCGUCUACGUCCUCUUCGCACUGCUCUUCGGCCUCGUCGCGGGGAAUGUCACAAUGACAACAAAAGCAUCCCUGCCAGCCGUCGACGCGGAUAGCGUGGUUACUGCGGGCGCCAUGACGGAGGGCAAGACGAUGUACAUGGCUGCCGGCAGCGGUAUCCCUGAGAUCAAGACGAUUCUUUCGGGAUUCGUCAUCCCUCAUUUCCUUGACCUCAAGGUGUUGAUUGUGAAAGCAGUCGGUGCCACUUUCGCGGUCUCGACGGGCAUGUGUCUGGGAAAGGAGGGCCCCUUCGUGCACAUCUCGACCUGCGUUGGCUGGCUGGUGGCCAAUUGGUUUCCCAAGUAUCGGGAUAAUCCGCGCAAGAUGCGGGAGAUGCUAAGCGUGGCAUGCUCUUCUGGCCUGUCCGUCGCAUUCGGUGCGCCUAUUGGCGGUGUGUUGUUCAGCUACGAGGAAAUCAGCACGUACUUCCCACGACGUGUCUUGUGGCGGGCGUUUCUCUGCUCUCUCAUUGCGGCCAUCGCGCUUAAGGCCCUCAACCCCACAGGAACCGGAAAGUUGGUGCUAUUCGAGACGAACUACGGCGUCGACUAUGACCCCAUACACUACCUCGUGUUCGUGUUUCUUGGACUCUGUGGCGGAGUCUUUGGCGGCGUAUUUUGCCAGGCCAACUUCCUCUGGUCGAAACACUUUCGCAAGUAUGACAUCGUCAAGAGACAUCCCGUUUUUGAGUUGUGUGGCGUCGUUCUGGUCACGGCGUUGUUGCAGUACCCCAACGUCCUCAUCCGCGAUACGGGAGACGUGGCGCUCUCGAAGCUGCUGGUCGACUGCAAGAAACCGACGGGAGAGUGGAUCUGCGAGCAAGAGCAGAGCAGCGACAAGACGGCAUAUAUGCUACAGCUGGCAGGCGGUGCGGUGGUCAAGCUCUUGCUCACAAUCAUCACGUUCGGAUGCAAGGUCCCUUCGGGUAUCAUCAUCCCUGCCCUGGAUGGUGGUGCCCUGUUCGGACGGCUUGUAGGCCAAGUCAUUGGUGGUAUAUCACCCGGUAUCUUCGCCAUGGUUGGUGCGGCCGCAUUUCUUGCCGGCGUGAGCAGGAUGACUGUGAGUCUGGCGGUCAUCAUGUUCGAACUGACGGGUGAGGUGACGUACGUGCCUGCCUUCAUGUGUGCGAUCCUGACCGCUAAAUGGGUUGCCGAUGCGAUCUCGACAGAGUCGGUUUACGAUCUCUCCCAACACCUUCUGGGUCACCCAUUCCUCGAUGCGGAGCAAGCCUAUGAAGUGGUCCGUCAUCGGGAGGCCACUGCCCGUGAGCUGAUCCCGCCAGCGGCAACAAUGACCGAGAUCACCCUUCAAUUAGGCAGACAGUAUCGAGUGCGGCGAGAUGUACUUGCAGAGAAGCUACGAAAGCUCAAGGCCAGAGGUUUGAUGGAUGCCGGGCUGGUGUUAGUUAGCGAAUCCGGGUUGCUUUUUGGAUACUUGCCCGAGGUGGAGAUAGAGUACGCCUUGAAGUUCGAAGGCGAAACCGAUGAAAUUGAUGUGCGAAGUGAGCUCUUGACAGAGUUGAUUGACCGGACGCCGAUUACGGUCAGCGCCGAAGCGCCUAUGGAGUACGUCCUUGAGAUAUUCGGGAAGCUUGGGCCGAGGUAUAUCAUCAUUGUCGAGCCGGAAACUGCCAAGGUACAGGGCGUUGUGCUCAAGAAGCGGCUGCUGGACUUCCUAGAUCGGGCGAAGGAAGAUUGA